UCCAAAACAACGGUCGUACCAAGAAACCCCAAAAUGAAUAAGAAAUUAAUUUCACAAACAGAGACAAAACAAGUUUCCAUAAAACUACACCGGCCGGCACUGAAGGCUCCGCCCCAGCCCAGUUGAGCGCUAGCUGCGAGUCUCCGUGGCUGCGGGGAUAACAGAAACUUGUUGCGCCAGAAGAUUUUCUCUCAUCCAAGUUUUUAUGGACCAAACUCCCGUUAGAUAGAUCUAUGAUGGAGCGUCAAGUGAGGGUGAACUAUCCUGGACUCUCACUGAGGAUGACACUGUGAUUUUAUUCGAGAAUCAAGGUUUGGCAAUCUCAAGAUCCCAUCGAUGCGUUGACACAGGACAUAGCGACAAGGAAAAUCAACUCGUAACGUCCAAGGCGGAUCUAGACGAAGGCACUCAGGGAAUAGCAGGCGUCUCGACUUUGUGCUAUUGAAUGAGGAUAACAUCGGGUCGGUCACAGAUCGAAACAUCGCUUCGCCAACGCUGUCGUACUCCGCAGUCAGGCAAUAACCCCGUCUGCCGUGAUAGCGGGCGGUAACUCUUUCACCGAUCAUCCUUCACGUCUGCCACAGAGGUGCGGACAAAACUCGGGAGUCGGAACUACAACAGCGACUAGGAAUUGCCGCCGCUCCCAUCAGACGACUUUUAACGUUUUUCCCAAAUUCAUUGCACGAAACGGAACGGAUGAGUGCUAGCGACUAUUAUAGUGAGGGCUUCAGACGGUAGAAAACUUUUCGAAUGACAUAACCAUUUCCUUUCACGUCUUCUACUUUUUCAAAGUAUUAAUACUGCUGUGUGUUAGAGCCUCCCAUUUAGAGUCUAAUAUUUUGUUGAGCUGUUUUGGUUUGGUUUUUAAUACUAUUGAAGAUUUCAAGUGUUUUUUGUUCAACCGAGUGUUGGGGUUUUAAUAAUUCGACAUUGUGUUUACAAGAGUAAAAGCAUCCAAGUUUGAUAAAUUAUUCUGCGUGAUAACCAUCUGAACAUUCCACCAGAUAGUACGGAUUUACAAGGAAAACAGUCAGCCUAACCCGGAAUUGAAGAGCGGGUUAAUGUUAACCUAUCUCUAGUGUGCUACAGAAAGCUUCAGUCGGAUGAAAUCGCCUGAUUGUUUCAUUGAGGACUAUGGAUAUAGUGGUCACAGUCUUCCUUUUCUUGGGAACGCUCCUCGCCAGCAUAUGCGCAGGUUUGAACAAGGCCGAGAACUACUACGGCACGGAGGACGAGUACCGCUUGGUUCGAGACCUCAUGAAGAGCUACAACAGACAGGUCAAGCCUAGCCUGGUCAACAACCAGCCGCUCAACGUGACCUUCGGAGUGGCUCUGGCGCAGAUCAUAGACUUGGUCAGUGUUGCUGGAAGCAUGCUGGUUCUUUACUACAUAAUCUGUGCGGUUGAUGUUUCACCAGCUUUCAUUUUAGUCACCAAAGAGUACUUAAAGGACCCAUCCAAGUUUGCUGUUGCUGCGGCUGCCCCUACAGCUGCUGCUCCGGCAGAAGAAAAGAAGAAGGAGAAGAAAGAAGAGUCUGAGGACUCCGAGGAUGACGACCUUGGCUUUGGUCUCUUCGACUAA
Aplysia californica (California sea hare) is the source of this 1581-nucleotide messenger RNA. Its product is annotated as 60S acidic ribosomal protein P0-like. The coding region runs from base 1135 to 1581 and encodes 148 amino acids. The record is from RefSeq and is a predicted model, not a curated record. NCBI's taxonomy places the organism in Eukaryota, Metazoa, Mollusca, Gastropoda, Aplysiida, Aplysiidae. Gene Ontology annotation, molecular function: extracellular ligand-gated monoatomic ion channel activity. Gene Ontology annotation, cellular component: membrane. Gene Ontology annotation, biological process: monoatomic ion transport. The transcript has 6 exons.